CAGCCUUAAAUAGCGUGUGCGCCUCUUGCAUCAGGGUGGAACUGACCAACUUGUCUAAGCGGGAGUCUCUCCUCGGUUAGAGGGGAGUUUUUUGUGUGUGUGCGUGUGUGUGCGUGCGUGUGCGUGUGUGCCGCAGACGAUCCAGCAGCAUGCAGGUGUUUCUGGCGCUCUUGGUCUCCAGCUCUGCGCUGCUGCUGCUGCAGCUGCACGGAUGCUGCGCCUCCGCCAAAGCCUGGAAGGUUCUAAAGAACGAUGCUACGGAGCUUCUGCCCGAGAACAGGGAGCGCAGCAGCCGGGCACAGCAGGAGCCAACAGCGCAGUCCAGCAAUAACCACACAAUCAACAACAACAACAACAACAACAGAGCCAAACACGGCGGAAGGAACGCAAACACAGUCUCCUACAGUGCCUCUGAGCUGAGCUGCAGGGAGUUGCGUUCCACCCGCUACAUCACCGACGGAUCCUGUCGCAGCGCCAAGCCAGUCAAGGAGCUUGUGUGUUCCGGCCAGUGCAUGCCUGCGCACCUGCUUCCGAACUCCAUUCUCCGCGGCAAGUGGUGGCGGAGCAGCACCUUGGACUACCGUUGCAUCCCAGCUCACUCCAGGACGCAGAGGGUCCAGCUGCACUGCCCCAAUGGAAACACUCGGACUUACAAAAUCCGUGCGGUCACUGCUUGCAAGUGUAAGCGCUAUAGGCGCGAGCACAAUCAAUCGGACACCAAGGAGGUACCAAAGCCGCAGCGCAGCAAGAAGCACAGCCGUUCGUCUCAAGACCGGAGCAAGAGUAAUGCGCCUUUGACAAACAACUCGUACUGAUACUGCUUGACAACUUCCUCCAUACGAAGACAAAGACCAAAGCAUGUUCAUAUACACACGUUAUACGACGCGCCAACAUACAGUAUCUCCUCCAAAUGGGGAGGCAAGAGAAAACUUUGACGAGAGCAAAUUAAUAAGCUAAUUACUGGGAUGACUGAGUUGCGAUCAUCAUACUGGCACCACUUUCAACGUUUCUUAGGUAUUUGUUGGUAUAUCUGAAAUUUUUUUUUCUUGCAUGUUGAAAUGAGUGUAAUGUCAACGGCAGGGCUCGCCGUGACUGUGACUGAGGAAAUGUGGACAUGUGUCAACAUGACGUUCUGAUCACCUUACCAGCUCCCUGCGCUUCCACUCUGAUGCAAACCCGAGACUUUAAACCCACCUGUACAAACAUCCAGCAGACACAGAACUACACUAGGCCACAAGUCCGUUUAAAAAAAACGGGGGUAUCUUGGCUCCUACAUAGCUGUAGCCCAUCUCCCUAUAAUUGUGUGUAGAGGAGAUGGUGGCACCUCUAGGGGCUCUGAUGGAUGGGAUGUUGACAGGCUUUGGCCCGUGUCCCGGUUUGCUCAUCAGUAGCAGCCGCCAAACAGGCCUGUCGCUUACAUUAACACAUCUCAAAACACUUGAUAGGAAAAGUUAUGAGGCAGACAAAGCAUGUGGGAGUAAAAACGGUUUUGUCAGCACUAACACCACAGGGGCACUGGGCAUUCCUGCAUCUCCUCUUAAUUACUAAAUGGGCACGUUCCUGUGUUAGCAUUUGAGUCACAAAGAGCCAUUUCCUCCAGACAUAGCCAGUUCUUGUUUGCUGGAAUUAUACACGGAAAAGUGCACACAUGUGGGAAGAGUCAGAAAUUCUUAUGUGGUCGUGAUGUUACAAAGGGCCAGAGAAUUCAGUGGCAUGCCCACAUUGGACUUCUAUUGUAACAGACAAAACAGAAGUGCAAAUUAACCACUCCACUGUGUUGACAGACAUCUCUUCUUUUCUGUAGACGACUCUAUUAUAACUCAGACAGAUUUUUCCUCUUUGUGUAGUCGUGAUUUUAGUGUCAAAGUAUUUGUGAUGUACAAAACCAUUGUGUGUCUGCAUUACUUCAACAUAAAGUGAAAGAUUAAUUCUUUUUAAUCGUGCUCCAUGUAACAAUUUUGGUUAAUUUCUUUGGGAUCAAAUGCCGUAAAAGUAAAUUUAUGGUGAUUUCAGGAAAAAUGUAAAAUGAGAUGAAAAAGAAACUUGGGUUUCUGCUCUUCCAGGUCAUAGUAUGGGAGCUAAGUCCACCCCUUUUACACCACCCCAUACCAAUCUAAACCAAACCCUCUUUUUUAGAUUUGUAUGACCCCCAAAACACAAUCAGAAGCCCCGAGACAAAAAUUCAAGAUGGCGUCCAAAAUGGCCACCUAUAGUAUUUUUUUUUAAAAUACUUCAAAAUGAAAUGUAUUUAAAUAACAUAUAAAAGAACUUCAUGAAUAUUCCAUGAGGAAAAAGUUUUAUGUCAAGCAAUAUUUUAGUGGGCAUUUUGGAUGACAUUUGGGUUGAAAGGAUGGUCCUAGCGCAAGUGGCCAGUGUUUUUUUGCAGCAGUGUUGCAAAUUAGUAGUUUCUUGACCACUGUAAGCAGGCAGUUUGCGUGCCUGUAAAUAUUUUCAGUUUCAUAACACCGCUGGGGGCAGUGAGAUUUAGUACCAGAAACAAAAAUUUUAUGUGUAUUUUCAUACCAAAACACUUUGAAAAAACAUGGAAAAAGAGACCCUGGGAGUAGAUGUUUGUACAGUCAUGAAUCGAUGGAUCGUACAAUUUCUUGCUGUGUGAAAACUUCCUCCAUCUGCUUGUUGUUGUUUGUUUAUUCUUGUUCAAGCCUGUUGCGAGGAAGUGGAAAAUGUAACCAAUCUUAUUUCCCCAUACAGCACCAAAAAUGUAAUGUUAAGUGUUGGGAAGGGUGCAUAGCGAAAUAAAAUGACUGGUUCCAUUUUCCGCUUCCUGUGAUGUAACAGGCUUGAAUGGGAAGAGAAAGACACACACAUAGUUGUUUUUGCUGCGUUGGCCACUGACGUACAUCAUUGAUGUGUUUGGUUCCCUGAUUUUCUCAUUGGUUGCUAUGAUACAGCGAGUUGUCUUUUCAGGUGGGUUAACAGUCAAAUGGAUGUUUUGUCAUCAUUUCCCAAAAAAAGUUCACUUGGACCAAAUAGAAACUUGGUGUCUGAGUAAUUUAAACCCUAAAUCUGCUCUAUUGCCUCAAUAGUUACUGAGAUACAGCUAGUCUACAUUGCAUGAAAAUGUAAGAUGAAAACGAGUGUUUUUGGUGGUUUUCAGGAAAAAAAAAAAAACAGUUCCAUUGGGCUAAAUGCAGAACAAACAAACAACUGGCAGGUGUAGUUGCUAGAAUAUUUUUAAAAAAAUAUGUUAAAUAUAUGUAAAUACAGAAAUAAUGUAAAUUUUGCCAUAUAAAACUGUUGUAAUUUGAAAAAAAAAUUGAGAAUGGGGUAAAGCCAGCCUUGAACCAUAUUUUGUUGAGGAAGCAAGCACACUCACUGCUUGCCCUACUGUUCUGUCACGUAAUGUGAGUUAAUCUAAAAUUGUAAUGAACUGUGGAAUCUCUUUUGCAGACUCAAUUCAAAACAAGAACGUUUUUUCCCCAGGUAUCUUCAUUUUAUCAUACUUUGUAAAUAUACUGUAAAAUAUGUUAGUAUGGCAAUAUGAUAUAUAAUUCAUUACAUAUUUGGAGUAGUUUCUAUUGUGUGACAGCACAGUGGUGCAAACAAUAAGCGUGCUGGUCUUUCAACUGAAAUAUUUCAGGUUGAAGUCUGCUUGAGGCUUCUUCUCCUUAUACAGUUGGAAUGGUGUUAGAAAAACCAAGAAUAAGUGGAUCCUACAAUAUGUUCGGAAAGUAUUCACAGCACUCCACUUUUUCCAAAUUUAUGUUACAGCCUUAUUCCAAAAUGGAGUUAAUUCAUUUUUUACCCUCAAAACUCUGCUCAUAACAUUCCAUAAUGAUAACAU
This is a messenger RNA of Thalassophryne amazonica, 3805 nucleotides long. RefSeq names its product sclerostin (gene sost). Gene Ontology annotation, biological process: ossification; negative regulation of BMP signaling pathway; negative regulation of Wnt signaling pathway. The coding region runs from base 150 to 815 and encodes 221 amino acids. Lineage: Eukaryota; Metazoa; Chordata; Actinopteri; Batrachoidiformes; Batrachoididae. Gene Ontology annotation, molecular function: BMP binding. The record is from RefSeq and is a predicted model, not a curated record. The transcript has 2 exons.